CAGUUCUGCGAGUUCCGUAUGUGUUGCGGAAAAUACCCUUUUUGGGCGUCCGACCACAUGUGUGAAUUGUGAACAAAAUAUGGUUCAAUAGUGAUUUUCAGCACAAAAAACCUUUAUUCGCAGUGUUCAGUAUAGGGGAUCGAUAGGUACAGUGCGCCCGGAGCGUUGUGUGUCAUCGGAAAGUCUAAAAGAGCCGUCGGAAGUCUAUCUUUUUGAUGUAAAUACGGUCCGAAUAGGUUCUGUCUGGUGCGUGUUUCGAAGUCAGCGAAUAACUCUCGAUUUGUUAAACUCUAGUCCUUGUUAUUAGUUGUGUGCACCGCGGCGGUACAAGUCGACCUUCAGGCGAUUGAUUUGGGUCGCGUUUUACGGGAAAGUUCGCCUCGCUCCGUGGGUACGGCCCGCAGCAUGCCGUCGUGCUGCUAAGUGGCAUGGAUGCGCGCUCGUGAUCGUCGGCCGGCGCGGAGCGCGCGCCCGAGCUUAUAUAACGAGGAUAGCGGCGGCAUGGCCGCGAGAGUGUCGGUCGAGGGCGCAGGGCCCUCGUACGCCUCGGUGCUGAACUUCAAAGGGGGGGAUAGUAAUAAGGAGAACAUAGAGACUUCUGAGGAGACAGUGGACGUGGUGCCGCGGCAGGAUGAGGAGGAGGAGGAGGGCUUCGUGCCGGUGAUGUCGCACGGACGGCGGCCGGGCAAGGGUCGUAAGGAGCGUGAGCGCAGAGCGCCGCCCCGGGCACAUAAGAACCCUCAGCCCCACACUGAUCCACAGCCCUCGCAGGAACAACAGCAGCAGUCGGCAGAGGAUCAACCCAAGAAGUUUGUAGAGGCUCCCAUACCGAAGGUCAAUCCUUGGCAGGUCCGCGGAGGCAGUACGGGAGUUCCGCCGCCGGCUCCCCCGUCACUUCUAGAAGAGAAAAGAACUCCGUUACAGCCGCAGCAGCAGGGCAGGGUACAGCCACCACCACCAGAACCAGUCGUGGCCCUACCAGCUCCUAAACCAAGUGUCGUGAAGGCAACAAAGACUGUAAAGAUUAAUCAAAAGGCUUCGGACUUCACGGACAUCGGGGACUGGCCUACACUAGGAGCAGCUACUGGUGCGGCGCGUUGUCACUCCACGCCCCCACCACAUGAUGCUGACUCCUCGCAUCAUAACGGCAAUGCGGAUCAGGAGAGGAAGCCACCAGAGGAGCAACAGACGAAGUCGGAUAAGGUGGAGAUACAGCACAAUCACCAGGCUCACAAUGACAAACAUCACGACAAGCAUACGGACAAGAAUAAAACUGGCACAGGUGCAGGCAAAGGCAGCAGUAAAUCAGGGAAACACAAAUGGGUCCCGUUAGAUAUAGAUGUGAAAGCUCCGAGACCAGGCAAACAUGGACCUCCACAUUCACACAGGAAUGAUAAUGAUACAGUAUCACUGAACGGUGAAGACCGAGGUCGUAUGGGCAAUCGUGGUAGGGGCUCGACGAGAGGACGCGGCGGACGCAGGACAACGCCCCGCCCAGCAUCCGCGUUGCCACUCCCACCGCACGCACUCUACCACCACGAGUUCACACAUCCCGACCUGCCACAGCUGCGAGCUCAAGCCGGCGUCGCGCAGGGCCUGAUGCUGCACUACGGCGCGCUGCACGUCGCGCCACUCGCACAGGCGUACUACUACAACGCCCCGCCCUACGGCCUAGGACUGGACCAUGCCACGCUCAAGGAUCUUAUUAAGAAGCAAAUCGAGUACUACUUCAGUCCUGAUAAUUUGGCGCGUGAUUUCUUCCUGCGCCGCAAGAUGGCGGCUGACGGCACGAUACCUGUCACACUGAUCGCGUCAUUCCACCGCGUGCGCGCGCUCACUGCGGACGUGCAGCUCGUGCUGGACGCCAUACGUGACUCGGACAAGUUGCAGCUUAUUAAUGGAUUUAAGGUGCGAACAGCUUUUGAACCAACGAAAUGGCCGAUACUAGAUAUAACAAACUCUGACGACACAGAAAGAAACGAUAAAACCGAGAAGAUUUAUACAAACGAUACAGAUGUAAAAGACAAGGAAAAUAUUGACAAACAAGAUAACAAAGAAGAUGAAGUAAAAGAAGAGAAGAUAGAAGAAGCUCCAAGUAUAGAAGAGAAGGUUAUAGAGAAAGUGGACGCUGAAGUUAAAUCUGAAGUUGAUACACAGACGGUGUCUACUGUAACCAAGGAAGAGAAACCCAAUGACCAGGAUGUGGCUAAAGUAGAAGACGAAAAGGAACAAACGAUAGAGGAAAAGAAAGAGACGGAAGAUAUUGAGAAGAAGGAAGUGGAAGAGAAAGAGAAGCAGAACUCGGAAGAUCCUCCAUUGCAGUCGGAGAACGAGGAAAAGCCCGGAGAGAAAAAGCGUAAGAAGCAAAUGGUGGGUAUAUUUCCACUGGCAACAAUGGGGGGUCCACUAGUGGCUCCUGUGUCAGGACUGCUGCGUGCUGUACCUCCUCCACCAUUGCCUAGGAUGUUUCGUACCGGUCGCGCAGCACCACGAGAUAACUUAAAUCCUGAUGUACCAGAGUUUGUGCCGCAAGCGAGACGAUCAGAAGACAUCGAGAAUAAGACAGAACAAGGAGACAAACAGUCCGGGUCCAGUCCGGCUCAAAGGACUGCAUCUGAUGUAUGGACUGAGGUGAAACGUCGUACAAAAGCUGGUUCCCGUGAACGAUCGGGUACAAGCGCGGUGCCUCCCGAAGAGGAACCUCGCGAGGAGCUGCACUUCCAGCUGGAUGAGGAGCUGGAUCUACCACCUCCGAGACAUAACACUUUCACUGAUGCAUGGUCUGACGAAGAAUCCGACUUUGAGUUUACCGAUCGUGAUGUCGGUCGUCUACUCAUAGUGACGCAGACCGGCGCACGCGCACCCAAACACGACGGACAUGAUCGUCAAGGGGACUGGACGUCCAGGACUAAGAUUACACAGGAUUUAGAACAGGUGAUCACAGAUGGAUUGAAGCGCUAUGAAGAAGAUCUUUGGAAUGAUACAGAGUACACAUCUUCCUGUGGCAGCGGCAGUCAGUACCGUACGGUAUCACUUAUCAGUCGGUCGCAGUUCGAAGCCGCGGUGCCCAACGAGCGACACACUAACCCUAAGGAACCGCCGCCACCACCGCCAAAGCCAACGCAACAUUUGGAACAAUCACAAGAGCAGCCGGACAAGAAACGUCCGCGUCGCACCGCACGGUUCUACGCCGCCAGUAAAGACCCACACGCUACUGAUGUCAUAAGCGGUCGCAAACACAAGACUCGGCACAGCCUCAACCCGCCCGUGGAGCAUCAUGUGGGCUGGAUCAUGGAUGUACGUGAGCACCGCGCUCGCACGCACAGCACCGGGUCUUCACUAGGCACAUCUCCCACGCUGGGUUCCUCAUGCGGCUCAGUACCACAAGCGCUGCCAGCCUUCCAUCAUCCAAGUCAUGGUCUGCUCCGGGAGAAUCAUUUCACACAGCAGGCUUAUCAUAAGUACCAUUCCAGGUGCUUGAAGGAACGCAAGAAGUUGGGAAUCGGUCAGUCGCAGGAGAUGAACACAUUGUUCAGAUUCUGGUCCUUCUUCUUACGGGACCAUUUCAACAGGACCAUGUACAAUGAAUUCAGGACGUUAGCGAAUGAAGACGCAGCUGCCGGGUUCAGAUACGGCCUCGAGUGUCUCUUCCGCUUCUACUCUUACGGUCUCGAGCGCAAGUUCAGACCUGAGCUGUAUCAGCACUUCCAGCAGGAGACUAUAGCUGAUUAUGAAAACGGUCAGCUGUACGGUUUGGAGAAGUUCUGGGCUUUCUUGAAGUAUUAUAAGCACGCGGCCGCGCUGUGCGUUGAGCCAAAACUGGAAGGAUUCCUCGCCAAGUUCAAAUCUAUUGAAGAUUUUCGUGUGCUGGAGCCGCAACUGAACGAGCUGCUAGCUACCCGUGGUCCUCACGCGCCGGGUCGUGGUCCUCACGCGCGGCCAUAUGACCGCACGCGCUCCGUGUCGGAGAGCGAUCGCGUGCAACAAUAUAAUAUUACAAAUGCUGGACCUGCUUUCAGCCGUGGCGCUAGUGUGUCGGGCGCCGGCAGCCGCGGCCGCGCUGGUUCCUGCGGCGCGCAAAGUGUUGUCGCCAAUGCUAGGCCAAGGCCAGCAGUGAAUACGAAAUGUGACAACGCCCCAACUCAGAUGAAGUCGCUCGGGAGAACGCAUUGAUAUUGCAUUUUAUAUAAACUGAUAUUGUUAGUGCCCGGACUAUCUUUUUGUUUGGUUUUUUUUUUUAUUUUAAUUAUAAUAUAUAAAGUGUAGACUCUGUAUGUAUGAAUUAUAUCUGAUGGGGCACGGAUUUUACUACAGGAUAUGCCUGGGUUAACCUAUAUGACCAUCUCUAACGCCAACCGAUGUUUGUAUAGUACAGGCAAGUUACAACAGCACUAGUAAUGUUUUUUUUUGUUUUUUCCUCCAUGUUUUUUUUCUCUAAAUAUAAAUCUAGUAUAAUAUUAAUUUUUCCUUUUGUCUUGUGUAAGUUUUCAUAAGAUUUUCGAGGCCGUUAUCAGGAAUUGAAAUAAAUAAAAGGGAAAGAGCUAUUCCGCACGUACAUAGAUGGCGCUGUAUCCAAAUCUUGAUCGACCGUCUCGCUCGCACGUGCUGAACUAGUGUAUCUGUCCCGCUCGCACUGUCGGUCUCGAGUUCCCGACAUUGUAUAACUAUGUAUAGAUGUUGAUAUAUUUUUCAUGUAGACGAUAUGAUAUUCGAGACAUUUUGAUGUGAAUUUGAAGACUGUACCAAGUGUUGUAGAUUUUUAAAUAACUUUCCGCUAUAUAAGGCAUGUAAGACAAUAGUACGAAAUAAUCUGACCCGGUUAUAUAGUUAACAAUUCAGCGACCGACAAUGUCACUAAAAACAUGUCGGACUGUUCUGUCUGAGUUUGUAAAGUAAACAGCUCAUUAAGCUACCGACAAUGUCACUAAAAACAUGUCGGAUUAGUCUAAGUUGGUAAUGUAAAGUAAACAGCUCAUUUAGCUACCGACAAUGUCAUUAAAAACAUGUCGGACUGUUCUGGCUGAGUUUGUAAAGUAAACAGCUCAUUUAGCUACCGACAAUGUCACUAAAAACAUGUCGGACUGUUCUGUCUGAGUUUGUAAAGUAAACAGCUCAUUAUGUGACCGACAAUGUCACUAAAAACAUGUCGGACUGUUGUGAGUUUGCAAAGAAGAGUAAACAGUUCAUUAUGCUACCGACAAUGUCACAAUAUCCUUGUCGGACUGUUAUAUGUCGAAGUUUGGAUAUUUUCAGACGUAAUAACGUAACCGGGUCAGAUAACUUUGUUGCACUAUAAUUAGCUAACAAACAUACAGACAAGCAAUAAUUAUAAAGACUAUUCCUUUUAUGGCUUUUCACAUUGACUGCCAGAUAUAUUACAGUAGAAUUAUGCAGUGUAUUAUACUGUCUCUGUCUUUUCAAAGCGUAUGAAAGGGAUAGCGAUAUGCAGUACAAGUUCUGCAGUUUUACGUUGACUUGCACAUAAUACAAGAUCGUAGACUGGAAAUAUCAAAUAUCAAACUUAUAUUGAAUGCGUGGUACGUAAUGUCAACUGUAUUUUGCUCCGCCAUCUUGUAAAUUGCAGCGACUUUCGAUCUUGAAAAAUAGGUUGCGAGCGACUGGCUUUUGACAGAUAGCAAUGUCGUCGAUGCGUCUUUAGUCGUUAAAGUUUGUAGCUCGCUACAUGUUUGUGAAUAUCAAGGAAAAUCGUUGGAAUUUUCAAGAUGGCGACACACGUUGACGAUUUACUGUGAAAAAUAGUAAAAUAACAUUUUUGUCACUAAAUGGCAUGAUUCUCCUUUUUUUAAUAUUUAAAAGCCGUAUCAUUAAUAUGUUUGAAAAGCACAAAUUUGUAUGUAGGUAGUUUUAAAUAAAUGAUUUAUAACUACCCACAUAUUUGGUGUUGCCAGUCCACGAUCUUUAUAAAAUGUUAAGGUGUUUGAAGAUUUUAUUAUAAGGUUAAUAUUUUCAUAGUUGUAGCGUUUGGCGUAUUGUGAUUUGGAUUACAUAUUGUCGUCUCUUUUUUAUUAAAGCAAAUGAAAAGGAUGGUAAUAUAUUGCAAAGAGUUAUUUGGUUACAUGAAAUAAGAAAAAUAAUUGGGAAUGUUUUUGGCUAUUUUUAAUAUUUUUGAUUCAAAAUUAAUGCUAUUAAUGUAUUUUAAUUAGGAUUUAAGAUUCGUCAAACAGUUUUUUUUAAAGCAAUCGAAAAGCUAUUAUUUACGUCUUAAUUUAAGUUUAAAUAAUAAUUUUUUGAUAAAUAACUCGUAUAUGGAAUUUUCAUUUCAGUAAAAAAAAUCGAUUAUAAAUCCUAAAUGCAUUUUUUUUAUAAUACGCUAAACGCUACAUAUUUCAUUCUGACAUCACUAACUUGCUCAAUGCUUUAAUUUUAUGCCGAUUGCAGAUGUACUGACAUGAGCAAACAAAUCGAUUAAUCGACAAACAUCGAUAUCGAUUUAUAAUCGAUUAAACGUAAUUAUAUAAUAAAAACUGUAUAUUGCACUAAAUAAUAAUAGUUAUAGCUAUACAAAAAAAAACGAAAAAUUUGAGUGUGUUGAAAUUUAUUUUCUUAGUACGUAAGGAUGCUUUUUUUUAAUUAUAUAAAGCGUGUUGCGACGCGUGGAUUUCUACCAAUUUUUAUGAUUAAAAAAAAAAUAGAAAAAUCAUUUAGUAAAAACUACCGAAUUCGCACAUUUUUUUUUGUUACUGGCAACACUGGAAUUCGCGCGUCGCUCGCGCUGCCUUAUUUCGUAAUUUAGGUUAUGAACAUCUCUUGACAUAGCUAACGUCGCUUCUUUCACUUUGCGUGUAAAAAAAUAGUUCCUAUUAUUUUAAUAAAACAUUUAAUAGGUUCUUUCUUACAACAAUUGACACAGGAAUUAAUCAAUACACAAAAAAAAUAUGGCCGAGAAUUAAAAGUAAAAAAAAAUAUAGAUUGAACUUUCUCGUUACGAUAAAAUUAAUCAUUUAUUAAUAAUCACAAUUCACAAAUUAAAUUAUGGUGCAAGAUUUAGAAAAAACUAAAAAAAAAUACUUAAAAAAUAUCUACUUAUAAUGCCAAUAGUUAAAUAUUAGUAUUAUUCCCAAGGAUCUUUCUCAUCUCUACUUCAUUUUAUCCAAAAUAAAGGCAUUUCUUAUAUUCAUAAGAAGUAAAUAUUUUGUUUAUUUUAUUUUGGAUUUUUGAUGUUUGAGAAAGGGGAAUUUUUCUGUGCAAUUUUUUUAUGUCCAUUAAAAAUAAGGCAACACGUAUUCAAUCUGUCAACUUGUGCAACUUUAAAAAAAACUUUUUAUUUUUUGGCUUAAUACGCUUCGUGUGAAAGCCAAAUGAAAAAAAUAAAAAAUUUAGUCGAAUAUUAAUGUUUGUUCGUGUUGACAAUUUCUGUGUCAAUAUAAAAACAGAUAUUUUGUAAUAUUUUGGACCGUCCCGUAUUGACAUUUUAUUUAUAUACAGUUUGAAAAAUGUUGAGUGUUUCUGAUAUGUGUGACAAGGAAGCGAACGAGAGCUUAGUCUUGUACUGCUGUGCUAUUAUUGUUAAUAGCAUUUCGAUGAAAAAUAACCUAAAAAAUCACCAUCACUUUGCCCUUACAAAGUACGUAAAAGAAAACUAAAUAUAGCAAAAUAAAAAUUAAAUUGUUUAAAUUCAUCAAAAUUGUAUAAUAUGCUAAUUCAGCCUUUAAUUAGUUGUAAAUAAAAUAAGUUAAUCGAAAGUCAUUUUAAGAUCUCGGAAUAUAAAAAAAAUCUUACAUUUCUUUUUUAAAUAAAUAAAAUCAGUGUCCAGUUUUUUUCUUAUAUUAAAUUUGUGAAAUAAAUUAGUAUAAUAUACGCUACAUUUAAUUUCAAAUUUAUUUAAAAAUUAAUAAGGUUAUGAUUUAUAUCUUUGACAGUUAAUGUUUUGGUGGGAAA
Messenger RNA from Papilio xuthus (Asian swallowtail), 7899 nucleotides. It is a transcript of the gene larp, whose product is annotated as La related protein. The transcript has 28 exons. Gene Ontology annotation, molecular function: RNA cap binding. NCBI's taxonomy places the organism in Eukaryota, Metazoa, Arthropoda, Insecta, Lepidoptera, Papilionidae. The record is from RefSeq and is a predicted model, not a curated record. The coding region runs from base 433 to 4173 and encodes 1246 amino acids. Gene Ontology annotation, biological process: mRNA stabilization; positive regulation of translation. Gene Ontology annotation, cellular component: cytosol; cytoplasmic stress granule.